This is a messenger RNA of Halichondria panicea, 4118 nucleotides long. RefSeq lists its product as uncharacterized. Gene Ontology annotation, biological process: cell migration; nervous system development; positive regulation of kinase activity. The transcript has 16 exons. Gene Ontology annotation, molecular function: transmembrane receptor protein tyrosine kinase activity; ATP binding. Gene Ontology annotation, cellular component: plasma membrane; signaling receptor complex. Lineage: Eukaryota; Metazoa; Porifera; Demospongiae; Suberitida; Halichondriidae. The record is from RefSeq and is a predicted model, not a curated record. Bases 127 to 3921 code for a protein of 1264 amino acids.
CCAAUUGCAACCAACUAGGGUCUUAGGGCAGAUAUUGGAUAUAUUAUAGAUUCUAUAUAUCCUGUGAUGUAGUACAAACUGAGUCAACAAAUUAUUCUAGGUAGUGAGGAGUUAACAAUCUAUGUGAUGUACAAGCUUAUUGCAUGUGUAGUGAUUCUGUCUGCACUGAUACAAGAGUCAGUACAAGAUGGCAACUGUCCAGUCUGUGGAGCACCCACUGCUGAGGCUUCAAUUACAAACACCUUUGCCGGCAGCUUCAGUAACACCAGACGGAGAAGACAAGCCGCUAUAAAUCCAGAGCCUGAUUCCAAUGCUCCUACAACACGAGGUAAUGAGUUUGCCCUUGCAUUUAUGAGACAUGCUGUUGAACAAGCUGAAAUAACGCUGUAUAUUACGACUGAACAAAAUGUGUCUAAUUUCACUAUUGAAACGAAGUUUUCAGGUCUAAUAGGAUUCAACGAGACAUCAUCUGACAGUGGAUUGUACUCUCAUACUGGCACAGCUCAGAGGGGAGAGUUUACUUUCAUUCAAUUGCAAGCUAUUGAUGGACUGCCAGGCCUAUCAGUACAGAGUGACGGUAAUAAUACUGCAAGUGAUAGACAAAAGGGACUGAUCUUAACUGCAGAUAAUCCAAAGCAUGAGCUCACAGUAUAUGCUCUAUACAGCAGUGAUGGUAUUAGCAGUGAUUUUGGUUCCUCCACUGAUACCUUCAUGGCUAUUAACUGUGUUAAUUUUCCAACGGCGAGAAAUUAUCAGUAUUUCAUAUUCACAGUAUAUAUUAAUGGUGGUGGUGGUAGUAGCCAGUUUCUCAUGACACCCUGUCAAGAUAAUACAACUAUUCGUGUUAGACCAUCACAACCAUACACUCAUCCCUCCUGGGUAAAUUCAAGCGUGCAGCGUACAACUCCGGGUACCUUGUCUGAGGAAGAAGCAAUCUAUGGACGACGUUUCAAUCGCUUUGAUACUCUCUUGUUUAGCAAUGAUGGUGAUUUAACCGGGACCAUAAUUACAUCUGACAAGCCAUUGUCUGUUUUCAGUGGCUACAGCGACUUUUCGUUUUUUCUCGUGGAGCAAAUUCCACCACACCCAACAUACGGCAAUUUAUUCUUUCUCUCAUCAAUUUUUAACAGAGUGAUAUUUCAAAUAGGCUCUGUCAGUGAUGAAGCCUCCAUACAAGUCAACUGUCCAUGUAGGCCAAACUCUGUGAGUAAUAGUAGAUUGCGCAUAUCCCUCACAGGUUCUGGGAGAUUUUUUACUGCUGUUAUGAAUCAAGGCCAAUACGUUGAAUGUUCGUUAUUUAGCAAUCCAACAACAGCUUGCAGUAUCCAGUCGAUACGUCCAGUUACGGUUAUGAGUUACCAAUUGAUUAACUCUUUCUCGAUGGUGUAUAUACCACCUGUUGAUUCUUAUCUGACUCAGUAUAGUCUCACAAGUCUGGGUGAUUCUUCUGUAUCCCUGAGCUACUCUCUCCAGGAUCUAAACUUUCCGGGAUUACUAGUCAAUGGAAGUAUAUUCCCACCGUCCGAUGGUUUCACUACCAUCGACUGUAGGUCGGACUGUUCUAAGUCAAUAGUGUGUGGGCGGGGAGCUACUGGUCGCUUAGGCCGCCAAGGAACCUUUGAUAUACAAUUUUCUGGUGAUGUACCAUUCUGGGGGUUUGCAGGUUCUGCUGGAGAAUUUACUUACUCUCUACCAUUUGAGAUGAGACCAAUAGGAUUGGCCUGGAUUGAAGCUCAAGACAUUGUUGUUGUGGAAACAGUGGGUCUAGUAGAUGUGGAGUUCAUGAUAACAAGAGGUGAUCGUUCGAUAAUAACAAGAGCUUUUGUUGUCACUAGAAGUUUGUCUGCAACAGAAGGAGAGGACUACACUUCAACUGGUUUGCUCCGAGGUACAGGCAAUAGUGCUAACUUAGAAUGGAGACCUGGUAAUUCACUUCCCAAUGAUCGAUUUAUCGUACCUAUAAUUGAUGAUGACAUUCCGGAACCAGUUGAAGUAUUAGAGAUUGUAGUUGAAUGUGAAGAUAAGGGAAACUGCUAUUUACCACAACAAACUUACACCAUCACCAUUAUAGACGAUCAAGCUAUUUGCUCUGACCUGCCUGAAAUUGGAUUUGGUACCUUGGAAAAUAGAGUCUUGGAAAAUAGUAUCUUGGAAUAUGAUAUGGAGGAAGAUAUGAUUAGUGGCACUAGACCAAAUGGAACUGUUGCAACGUACACUUGUGAUGAUGGAUUCAGGCUGGAUGGAAAUGCCACUCGGAUAUGUGACACUGGAAAUUGGGCAGGCACGGUACCUGUGUGCAUAGAAAUCUUUUGCUCUGACCUUCUUCAAAUUGACAAUGGUACACUAAGUUUCAAUGGCUUUCCCUUGAAUGGCACUAAACCGAAUGGUACUGUUGCAACGUACACUUGUGAUGAUGGAUUCAACCUUGAUGGAGAUGCCACUAGGAUAUGCUUCGAUGAAUAUUGGACGGGUACUGAACCUGUAUGCACAACAAACCUAACAAUGUCGACUAUCCAGCCAACCAAUCAGGGAGGAGGUGUGUCUGACCCAGUGAUUAUCAGCAUCAUCGUUGUCGUGGUUGUGGCUGCUCUUGCUAUACUGGCAAUAAUUUGCUGUCUCUGUUUUUUAAGGUUGAGACGAAACAAACAAGAGAUACUAAGAGUGUCUACUAUAAGAAUGAGGAAGCUGUCUGAUCGAAGUACUCUUAAGGAUUAUCAAAUGCGAGAGAUCGUGAAGUAUGUUCCAGAAUCGAUGAGAAUUCCCAGCUCCAAUCUGAAACUUCAAGAUGCAGUCGGUCAAGGAGCCUUUGGGAUUGUGUACAAAGGUCUACUAAUGGACUGGAACAACGUUGCCAUGAGGGGUGUGGCUUUGAAGACUCUGAAAGGUCUGUUCACUCUGAGUGAUGUACAGAGCAUGGUGAGUGAGAUCACUAAGAUGCAAGAGUUCCACCACCCUCACGUCAUGUCCCUGAUUGGGGUGUGUCUCGAUGCUGGAUCCGGUGUUUCCAUAGUGAUGCCGUACAUGACCAACGGGAGUCUAUUAGACUACUUGAAGAAAGAGAGGUCUACCCUAGAGUUGGCAAAGGGAGAGGACUCUGAGAAGGUGUUAGCUGUGAGGAAGCUACUGUUGAAGAUAUGUCAUCAGAUAGCUCUUGGAAUGGCGUAUCUUGCUCAGCACAAGUUCGUCCAUCGAGACCUGGCUGCCAGGAACUGCAUGUUGGAUUCAAAUGGUGACGUCAAAGUUGGUGAUUUUGGUCUGGCCGAGGACACGUAUGCGCAAGGAUACUUCAGACAGGGUGAAGCUGAGGGAGUCAAACUGCCGUACAAAUGGUUGGCAAUGGAGAGUCUAAAUGAUGCUAUCUUCAACGAGAAGACAGAUGUGUGGUCGUAUGGUGUGACUGUGUGGGAGGUCUUCAGUAGUGGCCGGACCCCCUACCCUGGAGUGAAUCCAAUGUCCCUAGUGGCUCUACUCAGAGAGGGCAAGAGAUUGGAACCUCCCCAGAAUAGCACCUGCUCUACAGAGAUGGUCUCGCUGAUGACCACAUGUUGGUACGAGGACUGUGAAGAGAGGCCAUCCUUCAAUGAGCUAGCAGCCGAGUUGGAGAAAGUUCUGAGCACCAUGGUGGGCUAUGUGGAACUGAACAUGGAGCUAGUUGCCAUCACUGAAGAUGAACACAAGUAUGAUCACGUCCUCUCACUCGAAGAGCAGAGGAAACUUGCCGAGGCCACUACUGAGGAAGUUUCUAUAGAAACAAACGCUGCAUACGAGUUAGAAUCCGAAGACGUCCUCUCUCUCAAAGUGCAGAGGAAACUCGCUGAGGCCUAUGAACUGCGUAAUGGGAAUCGAGAACUAAGGCCGGUCGACACCACCAGAUAUGCUAAUGCACUGUGCAGGCAAUCUUCACACGACACUUCCGUUUAGCUAGAGCAAGAAAAAUUGCUAUUAAGACCAUAUUAUUAUAAUUAUAUAUAUGCUCGUUCACUGAUAACAGUUUAGCCUUAUAGGCCUAUAUUAUUUUCAUCAAUGGAUAUGUCUACCACACAGAGUGGUGGGAUUAUGUUGUGUAUAUCUACUGUAUAAUUAUGUUGUACUGUAUCCUUUGCUGGCUUGUAGUUUCA